This is a messenger RNA of Ixodes scapularis (black-legged tick), 4001 nucleotides long. RefSeq names its product protein scabrous (gene sca). The transcript has 5 exons. NCBI's taxonomy places the organism in Eukaryota, Metazoa, Arthropoda, Arachnida, Ixodida, Ixodidae. Bases 246 to 2711 code for a protein of 821 amino acids. The record is from RefSeq and is a predicted model, not a curated record.
AAACGCAGAUUCGUCGCGAACCAUAACGGACGUGGAGAAGUGCUCCGUCGUGCUCGCAUCCACUCUCUUCUCCAUCCCGUGUCUCUUGAAGAAAAAAAACGUGUGAUCGUUUCGUCGGCGUCCUUAAGUGAAUCCCGCGUUGCCACCACUUCGAUGAUGGAUAUUUCAAAGUCCCACACAAGCCCGAGCCUUCUCUGAUCGUCAGCAUCCUGUUUACCUCGCUUUUGUUCCUUCCGACGAAAACGAUGCGGUGGUUCCUCGUGCCCGCGUCGACAGUUCUCUUGUGUCUGUGUCUCGGAGCAGUGCGCUGCGCAUCGGAUAUCGGCGGCUCCGACCCCACGCUGGGACACGUGGUCCGCGAACUGCGGGCCGAACUCCAGGCGCUCCAGCGAGCGCGCGAACAGGACAGAUUACUUCUCCGCAGGUUAGAAGAGCGGCUGUCUUCGACGACUGCGACCACGACACCGUCGCCGACCGUCGCGGCUCCGGAGGCAACGCAUCAUCAUCACGCUAAAAGGCACCACGAGGAGCAGCGCGCCUUCGCGCGGUCCCUGCGCGCUUUGGAGCACGAGCGCGCCGCUCUUGACACCCUCGGCGAACAGCUCAGGCGGAUGAAGCUCGACCUCAACCAGGUAGUGAAGGACCGGGAACGUCCCGUCGACGCCGAGGCGCUCCUCAGGGCUGACGUGGACAAGCUGCAGCUCCAGCUCGACUCGCUGAGGUCCGAGCAGUCCGACGAGGUGUCCAGGACCGCGGCUCGCGACCGGGCGCACCGGGCCUCGGUGGACUGGCUGAGGAGCACGAUGGAAGAGCUCAAGACGGAGCUGGCCGAGCUCGCCAAGGACACCAACGUGACGGCGGCGCUGAGUCUGAGCCGGGAGUUUGAGCGGGAGGCUUCCACGUUGAGGGCCGACCUGUCCGAGCUCAGGAACGAGGCUCGGGCGCUGCGGGCGACGCAACAGCAGCAGCAGGCCCGCGAGGCGCAGGCGACCGGGGAACGCGCCGAGCUUCGGGUGCUCCUUCAGAAGCAAGCCGUCGCGCAGCGGGAUCUUGCGCAGCAGUUGUCCGAGCUCACGGAGGACUUCCGGAACCAGCAAGUGAAGCAAAGAAAGAACAAAGAGAAGACAAAGCGACAUGACGACGUGGAUCUCGAGUUUGAGGGCUCUGGGUUAGGAGACACCGAAGAUCAACCACGCACAGACCCCGAGAUUCGCGACCACCGCCAUGAGCAGCACGGCCUCCGUCGCAUAGUUUCCCAACUCGAGGACACAGUCCAGGCGCUCUCUCACAACCAGGACAAGCUGUCCAAGGACGUCACCCUCAUGCGUCACAACGACACCCACCUAGCAGCAAUCGUGUCCAACAUGCAGCGCAGCGCGGACGCCAUCGCUCCGUUCACAACGGGCGACCUCGACGCCCAACUGCGCAGCCUCCGCGAGCAGGUCCACGCCCAGAGCGAGACGAUCCGUAAUGUCGCCAACUCCGUCCAGAGCGUGGACAAGGUCCACGCGUCCACCGUUGAACUCUUCCGGGACAUCCGAACGCUCGAGAAGAAAGUGGACCGGGGGCUGUCCGACCUCCGCAAGGAGGUCUCCAAGUCGGAGUUCGACGUCGCACGGGCGCUGUCCCUCGCCAAAGGCGCGCAGCGAGACGAGGUCGCCAGGCGCGACUCCUUGGGCACCCUCAGGGCAGAUGUCCUGCGCGCUCGGGCCGAGCUCGAGAAAAACCGCUACAAGAUCCUCGCUCUAGAAAACCUGGUUCUGAAUGCGACCGUUUCCGGACGCAAGGCCGGGAACCACUGGGUGUCCCAGGAGGUGAAGAUCGCCAACCUGGAAGUGGGCAGCACUAGGCUCUCCAAGAUGCUGCACAGAAACAGCGGGAAGUUGACGCGCCUCGCCAGGUCGCUGGACAAGGUUGUGAACCGGGAGGUGCUGGACGAGUGGAAGAGGCAGCAGGAGGACUUGGCCAAGGCCAUCCGCAACGUGACCGACCAGGUGCCCCGACUCAGGAGCAACCUCACACGGCUCGAGGCGGAGAUGGGGAAGUUGGAGGACAACCUCCCUCAGGACUGCUCAGCGGUGAAGGACUCCUCCCGCAGCGGCGUCUACCUCAUCCACCCGCGCCAAUCCGCCACAGCCCUCAAGGUCUUCUGCGACAUGGACACCGAGGGGGGCGGUUGGACCCUGGUGCAGCGUCGCCGCGACGGCUCCGAAGACUUCUACCGCACCUGGGCCGACUAUCGGCGAGGCUUCGGCAGUCCCGGCGCCGAGCACUGGCUGGGCAACCAGGCCCUCCACGACCUGACCUCUUCGGCAAACUACUCGCUCCGCGUCGACCUCUGGGACACGGCGGGCCGCUACAAGUUCGUCGAGUACAACCGCUUCCGAGUUGCCUCCGAGGCAGAGCGGUACCGGCUGGAGGUGUACGGGUACCACGGCAAUGCCAGCAACGCGCUCGAGUACCACUCCGGGAUGGCGUUCAGCACGGCCGACCGGGACAACGACUUCAGCUCGACGCACUGCGCCAUGUACUACUCGUCUGGCUGGUGGUACAACCACUGCCAGUACGUGAACAUCAACGGCAAGUACAACGUGGGCCUGACAUGGUACGACAUGGACGCUCUCGAGUGGGUCCAGCUGUCCAGGGUCGAGAUGAAGGUGCGGCCGGCGCGGACGAAGAGGAAGCGGUGGACAAGAGGCAAGGCCGCCUGAGCUUCCCCUCCACACGCUACCCCACGUGUGUAGGUAAAAAAGGUUUUAAUUUAAUAAAGAAGAAUGAAUGUACAUACGCAAGCCCACCUCCUCGCCACCGCACGAGGAUCGUGGAAUGAGUCAGCAGAAAUCGCCAGUGCCAUAAAGUGCCAUGACAGAACUCUCGAGGUGACGAAGUGCACGAAUCAGGGACCAAGACUGAGGUGAACGCUCAGCAAACUUUGACGGACUGUGCUCGCUCUGUUCACACAGUUUUUUUUUUUUUUUUUUUUUGUGCCGAUCAAGUUGUGAAUUUGGCGUCAACUUGCCAUGGACAGUCACGGGCUGCCCCCUUGUCUUAUCGGACACAUGCUUCUGUUUGUACUGUGUUUAUGAUACUGCUGUGUUUCUGGUCAUGCUUAGCAAACGAGUAGAUGGUAUAUCAAUCAUGGUGCAUUAGAUAGUCACGCCUCUGAUGAAGAAACGAGCAUAGGUCUACAUGAAGCAGUCUACGAGUGUGUCCAGCAAUGUGUAGUUUCUCACGGGAUUCGCUGUAGUUUCUGCAAAGGUUUUGAGCAGCAGCAAACUUUUCUGUGCGAGCAGGAAUUAUCUCAGGUGCACCGCCCCGACCUCCCCGCCAUAAGAAAACCGAAAAGUUCCUGCGACUCGGCUUCAAGAAAGGAGGUUCGGUAUUACUUUAUUUAAUUUUUGCUUUGUUCCAAAGUGGCACAAUAUAAAAGUGGACUACUGAUGCCCCUGAAAUCAAAGUAUGAGAUGAAACAUGCACACGUGCUUCUACUAUGUUAGCAGGGUUUCCUUCAUUUAGUCUACAAGGCAAUGCAUUGUGCUUUUCGUUGUUUCUCUAGUUGCACUUCAGAGUUCAGCCUUUGUCAUCGCUCUAAAAUAUGUUUCUGAUGGUUGCUUUUUUUUUUAGAGAAAGAGAGAGGUGUAAACACGUUGUUUUCAUAUGCAUAUUAUGAGUCAUUGCACAAUGUCAUGUUCCUCAUUAAUAAUCUGACAAGCCAUUUGCUAGUCAAUUUGCACGGCGCUUGGCGGAUGCACAAAGCGUGCGUUUGUCUUCGGGGGCCGAUACAGAUAGUAGAGAGAAUUCCCGCCAGAGGUUUUAAUAUAACUAAGCAAAAGAGAUUUAGGAAAAACAUAGCUGCAUGCUCUGAAUGUGGCAUGGGUAGCUACAUGUGCUGCAUGGCUGUGUCCAAACCAGCCCAGGCAUUCAGAGUGUAGGAAAUGUGAUGUGUGCAAGAAGUGUCAGUUUUUGCUUGUACAUACAUUAAAAUAGCAUUGGAACAAGUA